AUGGCAUCUUCAGCAGCUCCGGCUCCAGCAUCCAACCUCGAAUCGCUGCCGCCGCGACCCCCGACGCCUCCACGGGAAACGGGAAAGGACAGUGACUUGUCGGUCAAAACCAUCCUCACCCGCGCUUCUCCGUCUGACCCCCAGGACAGUCUUCAGACGCCGCCGACCGCCAACACGCCAACCUCGACCGAUGUCCCCGACUCCAAGUUGAUGUCAAGCCGGGCGAGGAAGACGGUUGUCUGGUCAGCACAUACCGAGUACAAGGAUCCAGUCGACUACCGAUCAAUCGAAAAGCUUCACAAGUCGUCUCCGCUCUCCGUUCCUUCGCCCACAUCGAAGCCCGUCAAGGGCAUUCUCAAACCGUCCCCUUCUCCGAACCCACGCACACUAUCGUCUAGUGGUGACUUUGAUCUGGUCGCGGGCCAGCCCAACAUCAUCGAAAUGUUGGACUCGACGAUAAAGCAGCUGGCUGGUUCCGACCGGGACUCGAAACUCGAUGCAUACAUGAUUCUCUCUAGGGCAUUGAAGGCGUCGAAUAACCUCCCUGAUCGGGUUGCUUUGCAAGACAAGAUGAGCCUCUUCAUGCAAUUCAUCCAGCGCGAUAUCGCAUCCAAAAACGACACCGGAGCUCUCGAUUCUUCCCUCAUCAACCAUGCCCUGACACUUCUUGCCACGUUUCUUCACUUUCCUGCAAUUGCUUCGACUCUCACCUCCGACUUUGGAAUAUUCAUCGUCGACCACUCUGUUCGUGCGUUUGAGGAUGUCAGCACCCCCAAGGAUGUUGUACGGCAUCUGAUGCAAGUCGUUGCCUUUCAAAACUUUUCUCCCAAGGUCAUGACAUCUGACCGGGUGGGACGCUUGGUAACAGCGCUGCAUCAAAUAGAGGGCCACCUCAAGGGCAAGAGUAUCGUCAUGAGUCGAAUACACAUAUAUAAGCGCCUCGUCAAACAGGCACGCUUGCCUAUGGCUACUCAUUCAAACUGGCUCAAGGACAUGCUCUCGGAUAUGCUGAGUACCGUCAAAGAUAUUCGCGCUCAGGCAAUCAGCCUGGCAACCGAAGCUGGGUUUGCCCUCCGGUCCGAGAAGCAGCUUCUGCGAAAAACCAGUGAAAUAUUUCAAACAACGAAUGACGAUCAAACAUAUAUCGAGUUUUACAUUCACAGGCUACAGGAAAUGCUCAAGGACAAAGAAAGCGCUUCAGCUGUCCCGCAGAUAUGGAGUGCCAUCAUUCUCUUUAUGCGGUGCCCGCUGGAGAGAUGGCAGUACUAUGGCCCUUGGCUAACUCUUGCGCAGUCUGCCUUUAAUAUGGCGGAUGCUUCCACAAAGCAGGAAGCAAAUUUUGCUUGGAAUCGGUACAUCUACCUUACUUUGGCCGAUAGCAAAACCACACCGAAAAUUCUAGGGACCCUCUGCCAGCCUCUUCUGAGUCAACUACGGAGACGGGCAAAUCCUAGACAGUUGGAAGAAGCUGUGAGACUUCAAAGGACAGUCAUUGGUGGCAUAUGCAAUCUCUACUAUUAUGCAUUCGCUCCAGGAAAUGAUAAGUUCUCUCCUGAUUCUAUAUGGGACGUGGCAGUGGAACCUGUUUUAUCACAGCUUAUCAGUCUAGAUGGCAAGCCCGAGAUUCCAGGAGAUUGUCUUCUGCAGGCUGGUCGUAUCUUGACGAAUCUCAUGGAUGUGGCCACACCUCGCAUGUGGAGACAAGAUCGCAUCAUGGAGACACCGCCGGCAAACCCAGAUGAACUCCCACCUUUAGACUCGAAAUGGGUGAGGCGAAACUGCGACAAAGUUUUCCGAAUGGUUGGCCCUCUUUUGGAGAAAAAGUUCAUCGACUUGGCCAAUAAGGACUCUUUGGUAUUUCGCUUGUGGCAAGCCUUGGUCGGAUCAAUCGCCGCAGCAUCAGCGAAAGAUAUCAAAGUUUCAGAAGAAACCGCAAAUUUUUUUGCGUACGCCUUUGGCCUGCUUUCCAAGGUGUGGCAAGCGGGAAUACCUUCAGGCGGCGGUGUGCACGCCCCGGCGUUUCUGUCAAGCGUCAAGAACUUCAUCGAUAUCCUCGUCAAGGCGCUCGGCAUGCUUCCUUUUACAGAAAAGAAGCUCGCCAUGACAGUGGGCAACACUUUCGAAUCCAUUGCAACACCAUCCCACAAUCAGAGUCGAUCAAGUUCUCCGGGAAUCGUCCGGACACCUCUACAUCACCUCUUCUCCAUGCUCUCUUCUAUCCCUCAAGGAGGUGCUGAUGACGAAGAGUUAUCUGACUUUUUCCUUUGUGUGUUUGAACCCUUCUUUCAAGGCAAAGCAACAAAAGCCCGCUUGGAGCUGGUACGCGAACUGCUGCAACUGUUGCCGAGAGAGUCGCCAUCUCCGUAUGGACCGUGGCUGUUAGCUGCACAGAACAUCUCUCUAUCUCUAGACGAUAACGAGCCUCCCUCCAACUUGGUGGGCAGCAGUAAAAUGCUGGGGCCAAAAUAUCGAGAUGUCACUUCUCUACUUGAACGCGGGCUCGUCGGAUACCCCCAACUCCCGUUGGAUCGAUGGUUCUCGCUAUUUGAGCGACUCUCCGAAAAUGUAGUGGAGCAACUCGGUGAUGCUGGGCGUGCUCUCGUUGUUAUCGAACCACUGGCGAGAGCCCUACUCGACUGUCUUGAAAAUAGCAGCACGAAUCCCCCAUCUGCAACUUCUCUCAAAGCAAUCCGUGCGCUUUUCGAUGUUGCCAAGCUUCCGCGCGACCGAACUGCUCUGAAUACUGCUCGACAGCGUUUAUGGGGGACUUCUAUGACAGCCGCGCGAACAAAUUCACUGGAUCCAUUCGACCACCUUUACAAACUUGGUGAUAAGGCUCUAGAAACUCUCUACACCAAGAUUUCCCUUUUCGAUUCCAAGACUGAGGUUAUACCUUUGAUUGAGAGUAUUGAAAGCUUUUUGGCCCGAUGUUUCUCUCAACUGGGUGUCGAGGCCUUUUCGAAUGUCCAGACCAGUCUGUGCUUAUGGAUUGAGGACGAUAAGUCAUGCUAUAAACAUGACGAAGAGACACCGCUCUCAAAGGCUCUCAUUCAUAUUUGGAUUCGGAUAACUACCGAUCUUGCAGGGAGAGGACAACUGACGAAGGACGAUUUUGAUCAAAUAGAACCACUUCUGACCUCUGCGUUCAAGAGCAAGCUUCCCACUAUUGUUGACAAAACAAUAGACCUGUGGAAUGUGCUUGCCAAGGAUGAAGAGCAGUUGUCUUGCUCUGACAGCUUAAAGUCGGUGGCUUCGGAUGCUGGAUCAAAGAAACAGCGGCUUAUGGAAUCUGGUGAAGCUGAGAAAAUGGGCGGUGCGUUCGGUGCUCAGGCUCCUCCCGUCAAUCCUCUGCCAGAUGAGACGAGCCUUGUUGUGCUCUCGUCCGGUUCAUCUCGUUUGGACGUCGAGCCAGCUCCAAGCAACAAGGCAGCUACUCGGAUGUCCACUCGAAAACGUCGCAUAGAGGAGACUCCGGAGCCAAGUCGCACAAAAUCUUCCAAGCGGACAAGCACUCCUAGACUCCGCCAUGACAACUCCCAAGUCCAAUUUACGACUGUUGCAUCGUCUUCUCCGGUUCCAGAAGAUGGUUCCCAGCACCUGACGGAGAGACAGAAGGAAGUUCGGGAAAGGCAGCGAGAAAAUGAGAAUAUCUACUCGGAUAUGCGAACAAGCUCCCCGCCUCCCCCUAAAGAAGACUCACCCAAAGCGGUUGAAGCACUGGCCCCUACUGAUGACCAAGCUGGAGAGACAACACCGCGUCAUGCUACGUCCUACGAUAACCUGGUCACCUCCACACCAACUCCUAGGCGAGGCCAGCCCGUACAUGUGGACGAUACUGAUCCCCCAUCCUCCCCUCCCGUACCACGACCAUACCCGCUCCUUACAGAAAUCAAAUCUCGUUCUAGGACCAGCAACUCGCUGGAUAGCUGGGAGUUUUCGUCACCUCCAGGCUCGCCGCUUCCUAGUGAUCAAGAGGCAGUGUCGGUGGUUCAAUUACCAGGAGAGAAACCAGCCGAUAAGGCCAACAAUAAGACAGCAACAAAAGCUGAGGGCUUUGGUACUGGCUCGAGGGACGUUAUUCCUUCCAGUUUUAGAGAAGAAGAAGAGUCAUCAUCGGAUCUCACGGAUCUAUCAGAUAGGGAUAUCUCCCCCUCGCCAGAACCACUGCGGUAUCCCGAAACCCCGACCAAGAAACGGUUAUUACGUGAUGCUGCUGUAGAGGAAAGUCCAAGGUCGGGAGAUGAUGAGUUUGUCGAUGCUAGGAGCAGCCCUGAAAAGCCCAUCCUUCCACCGGCUAACGACACGUCGUUUGCCCUCAGCGAGGGAGACGAGAGCCGAAUGAUGAAACUCGCGGAUGAACUCGAAUCUGGCGGCGGCGUCGGUCUACAAGGAAAACCCAAGGGUGGGGAUAGCUCCGAUGAGCGCUCCAGCGUGCAGUCUGAGGAACCCCAGCCGCCAUCACCUCCAAGGACUCGCAGGACAGCUAAGCGCGCCACUCCUGCGAAGUCUCUUGGCGACAGCGAGGGUGGUGGAAGCAAGAGAAAGAGGAAGCGAUCAGGGUCUCGACAAGGCGAUAGCCGUUCGAAGAAGCAGCGACCUGAUAUUGCAAAAGAACUCGAGCCGGUGGUGGAGAGCGAGAACGAACCUGUGUCCAUAGGUAUGGAGACUAGGGGAAGUGCUCGAAGGCAACGCCAGCAGCGCCAGCGAGAAGACAAGACGACAGGUCAGCAGAAACGAUCCAGCAAGCGAAACAAGAAGCGGCGGGGUGGAGAUACGGACGACGAGGUGGUGUCACAACUGGAGAAGGAAUCCGAUGCAGCGGCUGAGAGCCAGGAAGCAAACAGGGAUGCAGAAGAAGACGUAGUGCCUAGCACCGAGGAUGAGCCGCAUCAGCUACCAGGGAAUAUGGAUGUCGAUGCGGAAGUGGAAGUCGAUGCCGAUGCCGAUGCGAAUGCUACGGUGGUAGACGAAGGGGGAAGCGAGCCGUUACCUGCAGAGGAGGAAAAGAAGGCAAAGGCCCUGACGAUCAUGGAGACGUUGCAAAACAGUCUAGAGCAGCUACGCCAAAUCUCGCUGCCUCGAAGUGAGGUAUACAAGAUGGAGGACAUGUUGAUGGAUCUGAAGCGAGAGCUGUUUGAAGCAGAAAGGCGAGGACGGGACAGCACCUAG
This is a messenger RNA of Trichoderma aggressivum f. europaeum, 5169 nucleotides long. RefSeq lists its product as uncharacterized. The record is from RefSeq and is a predicted model, not a curated record. The transcript is spliced from 2 exons. Lineage: Eukaryota; Fungi; Ascomycota; Sordariomycetes; Hypocreales; Hypocreaceae. The coding region runs from base 1 to 5169 and encodes 1722 amino acids. Gene Ontology annotation, biological process: telomere maintenance. Gene Ontology annotation, cellular component: nucleus.